Messenger RNA from Drosophila innubila, 271 nucleotides. Its product is annotated as immune-induced peptide 4. Bases 43 to 210 code for a protein of 55 amino acids. The transcript is spliced from 2 exons. Lineage: Eukaryota; Metazoa; Arthropoda; Insecta; Diptera; Drosophilidae. The record is from RefSeq and is a predicted model, not a curated record.
CCUUCAGACGCAGCAAGUAUAAAAGAUCGCACAGAUCGCUAAAUGGAAUCAGUAUCAAUCUUACAAACAACUUCAAUCAAUAUGCAAUUCUUCAAAGCUGCUGCCGUUCUUCUGGCCAUGUUCGCUGCCUUGGCCAGCGCUGAGCCCGUGCCAAAACCUGGUACUGUGUUGGUUCAGACUGACAACGCGCAAUACAUUCGCACUGGUUAAUUUUCUAUACUAAAAAUAAUGUCGCUAUUUCUUUCAAUAAAAAUGAAUGUAUAAAACAGUA